This is a messenger RNA of Dioscorea cayenensis subsp. rotundata (Guinea yam), 2075 nucleotides long. RefSeq names its product receptor-like protein EIX2. Lineage: Eukaryota; Viridiplantae; Streptophyta; Magnoliopsida; Dioscoreales; Dioscoreaceae. Gene Ontology annotation, molecular function: protein binding. The coding region runs from base 17 to 1972 and encodes 651 amino acids. The record is from RefSeq and is a predicted model, not a curated record. The transcript has a single exon.
UUUGAGAAACAAUAAUAUGACUGGUAAAUUGUCAGAUUGGUUAGUGAACUUCAAGAGAUUAGAUACUCUUGAUCUUGGCCAUAAUUCAUUGAAUGGUUUGAUUCCGGCAUCGAUUGGGAAGCUAUCGGCAUUGAAAUAUCUCAUGCUUACUGCUAAUGGCUUUAAUGGGACUCUGCCAGAGAGUAUUGGCCAGCUUUCCGGGCUUAUUUUGCUUGAUCUUUCUUUUAAUUCAUUGAAUGGAGUUGUUUCAGAUGUUCACUUUGCUAACCUUUCAAAGCUCGAACAAUUGAGCUUAGCUUCAACAUCCCUUGCCGUCAGAAUGAGCUCAUCUUGGACUCCUCCCUUCCAGCUGACGAUAAUCAGUUUGCGGCUUUGCAGACUCGGCCCAGAAUUUCCUUCGUGGCUCCGAACGCAGAAGGAUUACACUGUAAUGGAUUUGUCGAGUAGUGAGAUUGAAGAUGUAGCUCCUAAUUGGAUAUGGAACUUAUCAGAAAAAAUUUUGUUGCUUGAUCUCUCUCACAAUCUGAUUUCAGGAAACCUCCCUGCAACUUUGGAGUUUGCUAGUGUUUCGAUCCUGGAUUUGAGUAAUAACAAAUUCGAAGGUCCGUUGCCUACUUUCUCUUCGAGCAUGGAAUAUUUGGAUCUAUCAAACAAUAUGCUUACUGGCAGCAUUCUUCCAUUCUUCAGAUUUCCAUUGCCUAUAUUGUCUCAUUUGUUCCUUUCCAACAAUCUCCUCAGCGGUACAAUUCCAUCUUCCAUAUGCCAAGACGAUGAAUUAUACGUCAUAGAUCUCUCAAACAAUCAGUUGUCAGGAGAACUUCCAACAUGCUGGGCUAAUUUGCAGAUUCUAACAGCAUUAACUCUGGCAAACAACAAUUUUUCCGGAGAAAUUCCAUCCUCAAUUGGCAGUCUAAAGGCACUGGGAACUCUACAUUUGGGAGGUAAUCAUUUCAAGGGAGAGUUACCUACAGCAUUACAAAAUUGCACUACUUUGGUGACUCUUGAUCUUGGCGGAAAUGAAAUCUCCGGGUCGAUACCAGCUUGGCUUGGCGAAUUGCUUCCUUUGCUAAGGAUACUUCGACUUAGAUCGAAUUUCUUUAAUGGCAAUAUUCCUUCACAACUAUCUCGUCUCGGUUCUCUGCAGAUAUUGGACCUUGCUGAUAACAAUCUGUCAGGAACAAUACCACCAAGUUUUGGUAAUAUCACUGCAAUGGCCCAAACACACAAGCCGAACGAACGCAUGCUGGACGAUAUGCAGGGUAACGUGCGAUCUAGUUUGUAUAACUAUGGUCCCUCUGGAUACACUGAGAGCUUGCUAGUGGUCAUGAAAGGAAAGGAGAGACAGUACAGUCAAAAUCUACAAUAUGUGGCAAGCAUAGACCUUUCCGACAAUCAGUUAACCGGACAUUUUCCACAAGAAUUGGGCGAUCUCGUUGGAUUGCAGAAUUUAAAUUUGUCUAGCAACCAUUUGACAGGAAAAAUUCCAGAUGAGAUCGGCAAGUUGAAGCUGUUGGAGUCUCUUGAUUUAUCGAUGAACGGCUUUUCAGGUUCAAUACCGACAGCUAUGUCUGUUUUGACUUUGUUGAGUUACUUGAAUCUAUCGUAUAACAAUUUCUCUGGAAGAAUACCUUCAGGAUACCAGCUACAAACACUUGAUUAUACUUCUUACUUGGGGAAUCCCGGUCUCUGUGGAGCUCCUCUGAAUUCAUGCCGAAACAAUGAAACAAUUUUCAUCAUAAUUCCGGCUUGUGCUGAUGGAGAUGAUGAAUGUGAAUCAGUAAAGCUCGGGUUGUACCUCGGCAUUGCCAUUGGAUUUGUCACUGGAUUUUGGGCAAUCUGGGGUGUUCUGUUGCUCACUGAUACACUAAGUGAAGCUUAUUUUGAGUUCAUUGAUAAGCUGAUAGAUAAGUUUCAUUGUGCAAGAAAGAUGCGCAGAUACGACGAGAAGGAUGAUGAGGAGGAAACUUACUGAGCUACUGAAAAAUUUGCAAGUAUACUUAGAACUUCUGGUUCAUGUACAUAAAUCAAUGGCAACUACAUGUCUACACAUUUUGCAUCAGACCUUAAUAGCUCAU